AGUGCGGACCUGCAGAAACUUCACGGGACGGUAUGUUGGGGCAGUCCCGGCUCCCUCACUCCUCAGCCCUCCCCUUCCCUCUGCCCUCCCCCUCCCCCUCUCCUUCUCCACCCUCUCUCUGCCCUUCGCACUCCGCCUUCCUCCCUUCCCUACCCCCUUGCUCCUUUCCCCUCCCUCCCUUCUGCCCUCCCCUCCCCUUCCUCCUCACUGCCCUCCCCCUUCCCUCUCUCCUCCCUCUCCCCUCCGCCCUCCCGCUGCUCCUCCUCCCCUCCAGAUCUGGGUCCCGGGCCUUGAGCAAAAUCUGACGCAGGGCCCGACACGAUUUCCCCCUCUGCCGGAACCUCUGCUGCCCGCCCCGCUGUGCUCAGCCGCUUGUCCCUCCUGCUCUGGGAUUGUCCUGUUUUAAUGCAGACGGGAGGUGCGGUUCUGCGGCGGGAGGAGCUGGUUCCGGCUUCCGAACGGAGGAGCCUUCAGUCGAGCUGGGAUCCAAUAAGCAGAGGAUUUGUUUAUGGGAAUCUCAAACACAACAUCAGCGAAUUCACACUGGGGAGAGGCCGUUCACCUGCUCUGAGUGUGGGAGGGGAGUCACUCGGUCAUUCCAGUUGCUGAUGCACCAACAAAUUCACAAAGAGGCCGUGUAUCUGCACUGAGUGUGGGAAGGGCUUCCUUCAGUUAUCCCUCCUGUUGAGACACCAGUGUGUUCAUACUGGGAAGCAGCCGUUCUCCUGCUGAACGUGUGGUAAGGGAUUCGCCCAGUUAUUCAGCCUGAUGACACACCAGCGAGUUCACACCGGGGAGAGGCUGUACACCUGCUGUGAGUGCGGGAAGGGAUUCACUCGGUCGUCCCUUUUGCUGAGGCAUCAGAGAGUUCACACCGGGGUGAAGCCGUACACCUGCUUCGAGUGUGGGAAGGGAUUCACUUGGUCGUCUGUUUUGCUGAGGCAUCAGAGUGUUCACACUGGGGAGAAGCCGUACACCUGCUCCAAGUGUGGGAGGGGAUUCACUCAGUCGUCUGAUCUGCUGAUACACCAACGGGUUCACACUGGGGAGAAGCCGUACACGUGCUGCGAGUGCGGGAAGGGAUUUACUCGGUCGUCAAAUUUGCAAAUGCACCAGAGAGUUCACACCGGGGAGAGGCCAUUCAUCUGCUCAACGUGCGGGAAGGGAUUCACACGUUCAUCCUAUUUGCUGACACACCAGAGAGUUCACACCGGGGAGAGGCCGUUCAUCUGCUCGACGUGCGGGAAGGGAUUCACUCAGACGUCUGAGCUGCUGAUACACCAGCGGUUUCACACUGGGGAGAGGCCGUACACCUGCUCCGAGUGCGGGAGGGGAUUCACUCGGUCAUCCCAUUUGCUGACGCACCAAAAAGUUCACACUAGGGAGAGGCCGUUCUCCUGCUCAACGUGUGGUAAGGGAUUCACUCAGUCGUCGCAGCUGCUGAGACACCAGCAGGUUCACACCGGGGAGAAGCCGUACAGCUGCUCCGAGUGCGGGAAGGGAUUCACUUGGUCAUCCCUUUUGCUGAGGCAUCAGAGAGUUCACUCCGGGGAGAAGCCGUACACCUGCUCCGAGUGUGGGAGGGGAUUCACUCAGUCAUCUGAGCUGCUGAUACACCAGCGGGUUCACACUGGGGAGAAGCCGUACACCUGCUGCAAGUGCGGGAAGGGAUUUACUCGGUCGUCAAAUUUGCAGAUGCACCAGAGAAUUCACACCGGGGAGAGGCCGUACACCUGCUCCGAGUGUGGGAAGGGGUUCACUGAUUCGUCCCAUUUGUUGAGACACCAGCGAGUUCACACUGGGGAGAGGCCGUACACCUGCUCCGAGUGUGGGAAGGGAUUCACUCAGUCGUCUGAGCUGCUGAGACACCAGCAGAUUCACACUGGGCAGAAGCCAUACACCUGCUCCGACUGCGGGAAGGGAUUCACUCGGUUGUCAAAUUUGCUGACACACCAGCGAGUUCACACUGGGGAGAGGCCGUUCAUCUGUUCAACGUGUGGGAAGGGAUUCACUCGGUCAUCCUAUUUGCUGACACACCAGAGAGUUUGCACCGGGGAAAGGCCGUACACCUGCUCCGAAUGUGGGAAGGGAUACACUAUGUCAUCCAGUCUGGUGACGCACCAGCGAAUUCACACUGUGGAGGAAGAUUAAACAUGCUGUAUGCUCAAUAUACAACCAUCACUGCUACUGAAAUCUGGUGCAAAUUCACAAGUGUUACAGGUGUUCACAGGGGUCGGAUUCUGUUGAUGCUGCUGAUCUUGCCCAGGAUUGAACCCUGGUCAUUGGGCACAGUUGAUUUUCUUUUGUACUAUCUUUCACUGAGUUAGAGUUCAAUGUUCUGGAUCUCUGAUUAAAAUAAAGCAGUUCUG
Pristis pectinata (smalltooth sawfish) is the source of this 2369-nucleotide messenger RNA. RefSeq names its product zinc finger protein 229-like. The record is from RefSeq and is a predicted model, not a curated record. NCBI's taxonomy places the organism in Eukaryota, Metazoa, Chordata, Chondrichthyes, Rhinopristiformes, Pristidae. Bases 769 to 2151 code for a protein of 460 amino acids. The transcript has 2 exons.